Messenger RNA from Misgurnus anguillicaudatus (oriental weatherfish), 3555 nucleotides. RefSeq names its product kinesin family member 5B, b (gene kif5bb). The record is from RefSeq and is a predicted model, not a curated record. NCBI's taxonomy places the organism in Eukaryota, Metazoa, Chordata, Actinopteri, Cypriniformes, Cobitidae. Gene Ontology annotation, molecular function: microtubule binding; microtubule motor activity; ATP binding. Gene Ontology annotation, biological process: microtubule-based movement.
UCAAACUCCACUCCCACCCCAGCAGCAGGUCCAGCCCAAACAUCACACAGGGCUGAGGUCUCAUCGUCAUCAUCUUCAUCCUCCUCCUCCUCACAGUCGAAGAUGGCGGACCCGGCCGAGUGCACCAUCAAAGUCAUGUGCCGUUUUCGGCCUUUAAACAGUUCGGAGGUGAUGCGAGGGGAUAAAUACAUCCCUAAAUUUCAAGGAGAUGAUAAUGUGGUCGUCGGGGGAAAGCCGUAUGUGUUCGACCGCGUAUUUCAGUCUAACACUAGUCAGGAGCAGGUUUACAACGCUUGUGCUCAGAAGAUUGUUAAAGAUGUGCUUGAGGGUUAUAAUGGUACAAUAUUUGCGUAUGGACAAACGUCCUCUGGAAAAACGCAUACCAUGGAGGGUAACCUGCAUGAUCCAGAUGGCAUGGGCAUCAUUCCAAGGAUCGUCCAGGAUAUAUUCAACUACAUUUAUUCUAUGGAUGAAAACCUGGAAUUCCAUAUUAAGGUCUCCUAUUUUGAGAUUUACCUGGACAAGAUCAGGGAUUUGCUGGAUGUGUCUAAGACCAAUCUGUCUGUACACGAAGACAAGAACAGAGUCCCUUAUGUGAAGGGUUGCACUGAACGGUUUGUGUGCAGCCCUGAUGAGGUCAUGGACACCAUAGAUGAAGGCAAAUCUAACAGACAUGUUGCCGUCACAAACAUGAAUGAGCACAGCUCCAGGAGUCACAGUAUCUUCCUAAUAAACGUCAAACAGGAGAACACGCAAACGGAGCAGAAACUCAGCGGCAAACUCUUCCUGGUGGAUUUAGCAGGAAGUGAAAAGGUCAGUAAAACUGGAGCGGAGGGCGCCGUGUUGGAUGAAGCCAAAAACAUCAAUAAAUCUCUGUCAUCUCUGGGUAACGUCAUCUCCGCUCUUGCUGAGGGUUCGACGUAUGUUCCCUACAGAGACAGUAAGAUGACAAGGAUUCUACAGGAUUCGCUGGGAGGAAAUUGUAGGACCACUAUUGUCAUCUGCUGCUCUCCUUCUUCUUUCAAUGAGGCUGAGACCAAAACCACACUCAUGUUUGGACAGAGAGCAAAGACCAUUAAGAACACAGUGACUGUAAAUGUGGAGUUGACAGCAGAGCAAUGGAAGAAGAAAUAUGAAAAGGAAAAAGAGAAAAACAAGACCCUGAGGAACACCAUCACCUGGCUGGAGAACGAGCUCAAUCGCUGGAGGAACGGUGAGAGCGUGCCCGCUGAAGAACAGUACGAUAAAGAGAAAGCAAACGCAGAAGUUCUAGCCUUGGAUAAUGUGGUGAAUAAUGACAAAUUUGCACCGUCUCCCAGCAUCCCCGGCUUAAAACUGACUGACGCUGAGCGUGAGAAAUGUGAGGCUGAACUGGCCAAACUCUACAAACAGCUGGAUGACAAGGAUGAUGAGAUAAAUCAGCAGUCUCAGCUGGCUGAGAAACUCAAGCAGCAGAUGUUGGAUCAGGAGGAGCUCCUUGCCUCGUCACGACGGGACCAUGAUAACCUGCAGGCGGAGCUCACCCGUUUGCAGAUGGAGAAUGACGCGUCUAAAGAGGAGGUGAAGGAGGUCCUGCAGGCCCUUGAGGAGCUCGCAGUCAACUAUGAUCAGAAGAGUCAAGAAGUGGAGGACAAGACCAAGGAGUUUGAGGCCUUGAGUGAAGAGCUGAAUCAAAAAUCUAGCAUUCUUGCGUCUAUCGACUCUGAGCUGCAGAAGCUAAAGGAAAUGACCAAUCAUCAGAAGAAGAGAGUGACUGAGAUGAUGUCAUCAUUACUCAAAGAUCUGGCAGAGAUCGGCAUUGCCGUAGGCAGCAAUGACAUCAAGCAGCAUGAGGGUGGAGGUCUUAUCGAUGAAGAGUUCACAGUGGCUCGUCUCUACAUCAGUAAGAUGAAGUCAGAGGUGAAGACUCUCGUAAAGCGUAGCAAACAGCUGGAGAGCGCACAGGCAGAGGGCAACAAAAAGAUGGACGAGAAUGAGAGAGAACUAGCUGCCUGCCAGCUGCAGAUCUCUCAGUAUGAAGCAAAGAUCAAGUCUCUGACAGAGUAUCUACAGAACGUGGAGCAGAAGAAGAGACAGCUGGAGGAGAACGUGGACUCUCUAAAUGAGGAGCUGGUCAAACUCAGUGCUCAGGAGAAAGUUCAUGCCAUGGAGAAGGAGAGUGAGAUACAAACUACUAAUGAAGUCAAGGCCGCGGUCGAGCAGCAGAUCCAGAACCACAGAGAAGCUCAUCAGAAACAGCUGAGCAGCCUGAGAGAUGAACUGGAGACUAAGGAAAGAAUCAUCACUGAACUACAGGAUCUAAAUCAAAAGAUCAUGCUUGAGCAGGAACGUUUGAAGGUGGAGCACGAGAAGCUCAAAUCCACCGACCAGGAGAAGAGCCGCAAGCUACAUGACCUCACGGUAAUGCAGGACAGAAGAGAGCAGGCCAGGCAGGAUCUCAAAGGUCUGGAGGAGACAGUGGCCAAAGAGCUGCAGACUCUUCAUAACCUAAGAAAACUGUUUGUUCAAGAUCUGGCCACACGGGUCAAGAAGAGCGCUGAGAUGGACUCUGAUGACACGGGUGGCAGCGCGGCCCAAAAGCAGAAGAUCUCGUUCCUGGAGAACAACCUGGAACAGCUCACCAAAGUCCACAAGCAGCUGGUGCGCGAUAACGCAGACCUGCGCUGUGAGCUGCCGAAGCUGGAGAAGCGCCUUCGGGCGACGGCAGAGCGCGUGAAGGCUUUGGAGUCUGCACUCAAAGAGGCCAAAGAGAACGCGGCUCGUGAUCGCAAACGCUAUCAGCAGGAAGUGGACCGCAUCAAAGAGGCUGUCAGAGCCAAGAACAUGGCCCGCAGAGGACACUCGGCACAGAUCGCCAAGCCAAUCAGACCAGGCCAGCCACCUGUUGCCUCUCCCACCCACCCCAAUGUCAACCGCCCUGGGGCGGGACUUUUCCAAAACAACCAAUCAGCGGGCAUCCGUGGAGGCGGAGUCAAGCAGUAAAAUAACUGUUGAAUGCUGAAUUUAACCCCAGUAGCUGAAGCCUUUAUCACCCUAAAAGCUGAGCAGGCAUUCCACAGCACGAGAUGGUUUAACAUAUGAAAAUGAAUAUAAGUAUAUAUGUGUAUGAAAAUACUGAAAUACUAUCCCCGUCUGGGCUGUACAGUUCAUUCUUAUCUCUUGUAUCUUCCCUUUGAAAAACUCUAAAAACAAACAAAAAAACAGGCUUUUUGCACCAGUGGACACGUGUGUAACUAGCGUGCAACUCUUCACUCCUGCACAGUAGGUUUCUGUUCACAUACAGCUCUCCACGUUCCUCACUGUGCCAAGUUGAAUGUAUUACGAAUUUACUCAAGAAAAUAGGCAGAAAUGAAUGAAUAUGGUCAAAUGUAAAAAAAGAUUAAUUCUAGCUUUUAGCCUUAUUUAUGUGUUUAAAUUUUAGAGAGAUGGCUUGUUCUGUCGUUUCUAUUCAACAUUUCACCUAAAUAAGUUAAAACACUACAAUUGAACUGUAUAUAAGAAAAAUUGCAUUGUUUGUAAGAACACACAGAAGAAAUAAAUACAGAGCUGGUGAUA